CACACUUGAAUACACGGAGUAUUGUUUGAACAGUCUUUCGUUUCACUUCUAAUAAAUAACUCGGACCGACACUACAAUACAAUACAAAAACAAUUAACUUCGCGGAAAAAUCAGGUUUUUUUUUUAUAAAGAACUUGACAAUCAUAGAUUAACAAUGAGAUUUGACGCAAGUAAUAUACUGUCCAGUGGCACUUGGGAAUCGUUUCUUCAGUGGGCGAUACGUAUAUUUGCCGUAAGUCAAACUAUUUCAACAGAUUGGCCUGAUUCCUACCAAUUACAAGACGGAGACAGCUUUGACUUCAUCGUGGUGGGUGCGGGAUCUGGUGGCGCUGUGGUUGCAACGAGGCUCAGUGAAAUCUAUCACUGGCGUGUUCUGCUAAUCGAGGCUGGAGGAAAUCCACCACAAGGAAGUGUGGCACCAGGACUAUUUAAAGAGCUACCCCAUUCGGAAUAUGAUUGGAAUUAUAAAGCUUAUUUCGACCCUGAAGUAGGACAAGCCCACCCGGGAGGACUUAUUCAUAUGGUGCGCGGCAAGAUGCUAGGAGGAACUUCAUCUAUUAACUACCAAAUUUAUUCAAGGGGAGUUCCAGAGGAUUAUGAUGGGUGGAAUAAAGUAGCACCAGGUUGGGGGUGGGAAUCAGCUUUGAAAUAUUUUAAGAAACUGGAAAAUAUGACUGAUAACUCGGUCUUCGAAAAUUCUGAAAACGCAAAACUUCAUUCGAAACAAGGUUCUGUUGUUGUAUCACGGCCAAACCUUUUAAAAAAUAAAAAAAUACAUGAAUCAGUAUUGAAUUCAUUUGAAGAAUUAGGCGUUGAAACAGUUCUAGAAAAUAAUGGACCAGAAAAUGUUGGCAUGUCUACACCUCAUUUUAAUUAUGCAAAUGGUAGAAGAUCGAGCACAGCUGAAUCGUAUUUAAAACCAGCAAUGGAUAGGCAGAACCUAUAUGUGGCAAAAAAUGCUAGAGUCAUAAAAGUUCAUAUAAAUCCCGAUAAUUUGGAAGCUUACGGUGUUCGCGUGGUUCUUAAUUGUGGUAAAGUAGUUAAUAUUAAUGCAAAAAAGGAAGUUAUUCUUUCCGCAGGGACUAUCGAUACACCAAAGAUAUUAAUGUUAUCUGGCGUAGGACCUGAAGAAGUUUUGAAACAAUUUCAAAUCAAAGUUCUGGCCGACCUUCCUGUCGGUAAGAAUAUGCAAGAUCAUCCAGCAGUACGAAUACUUUUUAAAAGCAAAGAGAAUCACCAAACUAAAGCAAAUAUUGAUUUGGAAGCAAUAAGAAUGGUAACUUUACCUAUGCAAAAUGGGUUUAUUACCCUUAAUAGUAGUUAUUCACCUGAAUUUAAACAUCUGUAUGAUGGAAGGCCACUAAUUCAAAUUAUCAAUGUUAGGAAACAGCCCACAUCUGAUAUUGAUCUAGAUGUAGACAAUUGUCAGUCUAUGUAUAACUUUGAUAAUGAAUACUGCUUAUCGUUUAGCAAGGCUCACAUUUUCAGAGAGACAGACACUAUUGAUAUGCUGCUAUUGCAUCCCUUAUCUAAAGGACAAGUGACAAUAAAGAGUGCUGAUCCAAAGGAUGAUCCGUUAAUUAAAAUGGGCUAUUUCAGUCACCCACAUGACAUCCACGUAGCAAGGGAAGGUAUAAAGUUUUUGACCGGUCUAGUAAAUACAACAUAUUAUAAACAUUUUGACAGCGAAGUAGUGAAACUACAAGUAAAGGGUUGUGAAAGUUUAACAUGGGGUUCUGAUGCGUAUUGGGAGUGUUACGCUGUGAAUAGUGUCGUCUCAUUCCUUCAUCCUGUAGGAACCUGCCGGAUGGGGCCAGACGGUGUGGUAGAUGAGAGAUUAAGGGUUCAUAAUAUUCUUAAACUUAGGGUUGUUGAUGCCUCCGUUAUGCCUGAAGAACCAAGUGGAAACACUAAUGUACCGACGAUGAUGAUUGGGGAAAAAGCAGCUGACAUUAUAAAAGAAGAUUACGGGGCUUAAAAGAUAGUAAAAAUUAUGUAUAUAAGAUAGUAAAUAUUAUGUUAUAUUAAACAUAAGAAUAAAAUCUCUUUUUUGAUAAUAUCUGAACUUACGCCAAUUACCCUUUAUCAAUAUAGUGUUCAUGGUGCGAGAUUUUUUGAACGGAAAAUGCAAACGUGCCUUAAAGAAAAGCUUACGAAUACUAUGAUCCAGCCUCUGUAAAACAUUGCAACACUGAAGUUUAAUAAAUAUAGUUUUAAAGAGUUUAUUUUUUUAGGCAAACUAUAAUAGUAAAAAUUCUUUCACUUUGUUGAAUCUAUGUCCUCAUAGUUCUAUUGUAAAGGUCUAAAUGCAAAAUGAAAUAUAAAUAAUAUAA
Pieris rapae (cabbage white) is the source of this 2333-nucleotide messenger RNA. RefSeq names its product glucose dehydrogenase [FAD, quinone]-like. Gene Ontology annotation, molecular function: ecdysone oxidase activity; flavin adenine dinucleotide binding. The transcript has 3 exons. Bases 155 to 1978 code for a protein of 607 amino acids. The record is from RefSeq and is a predicted model, not a curated record. Lineage: Eukaryota; Metazoa; Arthropoda; Insecta; Lepidoptera; Pieridae.